AUGGAUCGAAGCUUAGAAGAUAUGAAAUUCAUUGGCUUCUUCGGCAUCUUCAAACAAUCAUUCACAACCAUCUUCUCAUGGAAGAAAAUCUUCGCACAAAUCACUCUUACCUUAAUCCUUCCUCUCACAAUCAUCUUCUUAGCUCACAUCGAAAUCUCCCGUUAUUUGUUCUGGAAACUCGAACGAAAUUCAUUGCUGCUUGACACUGAUUCCUACUAUCGACUCCACGUAAGCGCCAUCGAAUGGCUCUACUACGUCCUGUUCAAAAUCGCCUACUUCAUCUUCCUCACCGUCUUCUCCCUCCUCUCCACCGCCGCCGUCGUCUUCACCGUCGCUUCCAUCUACAGCGACCGAGAAAUCGUUUUCCAAAACGUCAUGAAAAUCAUCCCAAAGGUCUGGAAACGGCUCCUUGUCACUUUCGUAUUCAUAUACCUGGCGUUCUUCAUCUACGACAUAAUCGGCGAAGUGGCGCUCGCUAUAACCAGAUCUAUCUUCAAUUACUCAACCCUGAGUUUACUCCUUACGCUUAUCAUCCGAAUUUUAUACGUUAUAGGUUUCUUAUACAUUGUAUUUGUUUGUGAAUUGGGUAGCGUUGUUACAGUUCUGGAAAACAGCCAUGGAUAUAGAGCUUUGAGGAAAGGUAAGGAUCUGGCGAAUGGGAAGAAGAAAGUGGGAAUGGGAAUUGCAUUCGUGUUGUAUGGUUUUUUGGAGGGAUUGCUUGUUGUGUAUCAGUGGUUCGUAGAAUAUGGGGGAGUAAAUUUCAAUUUGGCGAUGGUUUGGAGGGUGAUGAUCGGAAUCUUAUGUGGGUUUCUGCUUUUGAUGUUCUUGCUGCUCAUCGUUGUGAUCCAAACAGUGCUUUAUCUGGUCUGCAAAUCGCAUCAUGGAGAAGCCAUUGAUAAGCUUAGUUUAUCGACGUUUUUAGGAGCUUAUAUGGGGGAGACGGUGGUGUAUCCUACAGCCGGCGAGGAAGUCCAGCUUGGAAGACCUCCACAUCAAUUGAUCCAAUGUUUGUGUUGCCAAGAAGUUGAUCCAAGAUUGCAAGCUAGAGAUCGUCAAUCAGCUUCCGCCUUCCGCCCCAAUUUCCCAGGCCCCAUCCUCAAUCUUCGUUCAAUCGCAACUCGCAAGUCACUCCGCCAAAUUGAAUCCGUUCAUCGCCUGUCGCCACUCGCCUACUUGUCGCGACGUCGCCUGCCGGAGUGCCGGGUGUUGCACCACUGCGGACUGCGGUGUUGCUACGAUGCUACCUGGCACCUGCAGGCUACUCAGCUGCUGCUAUUUUGCUCAACUGCUGCAAUCCCCAAUUCCCAAUUGGCCAAUUCCCCAUCCUCAGAGAGGACAUUGGAGAUCUUAGACGAUGUCAUUAUUUUAGGAUUGGAAGCAAUGGAAAUGGAAAUCGAGGGAGGUGGGUGGUGCGAGCUUGAAAUGGGUGGGAAACAAGAGGCUUGGUGGAGAUGA
Molecule: messenger RNA, 1455 nt
Organism: Lactuca saligna
Lineage: Eukaryota; Viridiplantae; Streptophyta; Magnoliopsida; Asterales; Asteraceae
Source: the annotation of a GenBank genome assembly